Hymenoscyphus albidus is the source of this 594-nucleotide messenger RNA. Lineage: Eukaryota; Fungi; Ascomycota; Leotiomycetes; Helotiales; Helotiaceae. The record is from the annotation of a GenBank genome assembly.
AUGAGAUUCUCCUACCUUCUCUCCGCCUUUUUGGCAACCCUCACUAUCGCAAGUCCCAUCGCCAACCCCGAAGCAGCCAGCCUUUCCACUCGUGCUACCGAAGAUAAGGCCACAUACACCUUAGCCACCAAAACUCACUCCGGCCUAAAGAAAGACGACUGGGUCUGGUUUACCAUGGAAUGGCCUCGUGGCUCAAUUAUUGGCGACGGCGACACAGAGAGCAAAGAAGAACUCUCACAACUUCGAGACAAACUUGGCUUUGAUCACAUUGGCAUCGUUGUCGGCCAAGUUACUGAGGUUACCACGGGUAAGGGAAAGAACUUGAAGACGACACGCGAUUUCAAGGCUUCCUUGUAUCAUAUGAUUGAGCACGAGGACCCCACGACCAAGGUCCCCAAUACUGAGCUCAAGGCACCCAAUUGGAUAGCGGAUCCCAGCAAGAUUCUCAAGUUUGGAGGAAUGACGAGUUCGAAGAAGGCUACUGCUGCUAAGAACGCGGCAAAGAGUUACUUUGAUGACGAUGCUCAUAAGAAGUAUGCGGUUAAUGGAAACAACUGCAAUGAUUUUGUGAAUGCUGUUAAGAAGGCGCUCUAA